CACUAUAGUUUUGUUCAUGUGUCUGUAGAAACCCUGUGAAAGCAGCAGCCUGUAUUUGUCAAUUUUAAAUAAAUUGAUCUUUUGAUUUUAUUAACCCACCACCAAAUGCCGUCUAGCACAAAAGAACAUCAAACGACUGUUUACAAAACAUACAACAACCAGACAAAACACACCUGAUGCGACCCUCUUUCAUGUCAUAUUUGCGAACUUUUGACCUGAAUUUUACAAAAAGUGGCCCGUGGGAAAAAGAGACGGGAGGGAGAACGAGUGGGCGGAGUCUCAUCGAACCUGUAGCACACCUGGACAGUUUCAUCCUUACUCAUGUGAAGUGCAGAACAGAGUGCUGGACCUGACCUGGAUCAUCCAUAUCAAGUGGACUUACCAGCUGCCACAAUGGAUAGCGAUCAGUCGGACUCCACAGUGUCCACCACCGGGAAUAAAACUAAAAGCCACGCGUGCAAGUGCACCACAGAGGACAGACCGGCUGGAGCUGAAGCCCACGAGAAGCCACCUUAUUCAUACGUGGCCCUUAUUGCAAUGGCCAUCAAAGAAAGCGAGGACAAGAGGCUGACCCUUAAUGAUAUCUACAGCUUUAUCGUUUCCAAGUUUCCAUAUUACGAGAAGAACAAAAAGGGUUGGCAGAACAGCAUCAGACACAACCUGAGCCUGAACGAGUGUUUCGUGAAAGUGCCCCGGGAGAGCGGCGGGGAGAGAAAGGGCAACUUCUGGACCCUGGAUCCUGCAUUUGAAGACAUGUUUGAGCAUGGAAACUACAGGCGCAGGAGGCGCGUCAAGAGACCCUACCGAUCGCCCGCUUUACCCUAUUUACCGGGCGCGUCUGGAUUUCAUCUCACCGACUCUUACUGCCUGCAGCAGGAGCCCGUUUACUGGCAGACCCCGUUCAGCAGCCCCACCUGGAGUCAGCACCAGUCCGGUUCUUCAACGCAGCUUUCCAACUUCCAGCCCAUGCUCGGUCGUACCACCGGCAUCCGGGUGCUCUGGUGCCUUUGAGCGCGCGCACGUACACCGGAAUGACCCCUCCGGUGAGUCCGGGCGCGAGCUCCGUCUCCACGUGCGGCUUUCCGCAGCAUCACAGCAGGCAUCCUGAAGUCGUGCAUCAUCCGUUUGACUGAUGGACACAUGUGGGAUCUUUAUUUGUUCAGUUCACGAUGUUUUUCAUGUUGAUACCUGGAAAUGUUAAGUCCGUUCUUAUAUUGUUUUGAAAUUAAUACAUUAAACGUAAUGUGCACAAAUGAAUGAAAUCGAUGUCAUUGUAAAGUUAAAAUUGAUUUAAGAAAAAAAAAACAUUUUAUUUUGUGGUAAAUUUGGCAUUAUGGGUUAAUUCGUGAUUGUUACAUUAUAAGAAAGUGACAAAAAUUCUUAAAUAAUUGGAACAAAAAUCUGAAGAGCAUUUGAUUGAAACCGAAAGACUUUUAUUUCAUAAAAUUUCUGCAAAUGUCUAAAGGAAGCAUCAAGCUAAUGAAGCAUAUUUAUUUGUUUAUCUUGUGUUGAAAUCUUUUGGAACUACGAUUUGCAUAGCAAUUUUACUGUAAAAAUAUUUUGUUUAGGACAGUUCUUGUUUAAAAACUCUGGUUUACAAGAAUAUUUUAUACAUUCGAGUGUGUAUUUUCUUUAAAGAUGUUUUUAUAUAUUGAAUAGAGGUUUAUUGUCUGUAUUCGUGGAGUUUAAAAAUAUUUUUAUAUGCAAAUGUUCGUAAUUUGUUCGAUUUUUCUCUUAUAAAAUUUU
This is a messenger RNA of Misgurnus anguillicaudatus (oriental weatherfish), 1746 nucleotides long. It is a transcript of the gene foxl2l, whose product is annotated as forkhead box L2-like. Gene Ontology annotation, molecular function: RNA polymerase II cis-regulatory region sequence-specific DNA binding; DNA-binding transcription factor activity, RNA polymerase II-specific. Lineage: Eukaryota; Metazoa; Chordata; Actinopteri; Cypriniformes; Cobitidae. The record is from RefSeq and is a predicted model, not a curated record. Gene Ontology annotation, biological process: cell differentiation; anatomical structure morphogenesis; regulation of transcription by RNA polymerase II.